Fraxinus pennsylvanica is the source of this 669-nucleotide messenger RNA. NCBI's taxonomy places the organism in Eukaryota, Viridiplantae, Streptophyta, Magnoliopsida, Lamiales, Oleaceae. The record is from the annotation of a GenBank genome assembly.
AUGUACAUAAGCGAUCAACGGCCAACAGCAAAGAAGCUUUGGAAGCCACCAGUGCGAAUACUGGAAGUAGGAAUAUUAGGUGCACAAGGGCUUCUCCCUAUGAAGAUGAAGGAUGGUAGGGGAACUACAGAUGCUUACUGCGUGGCUAAAUAUGGCCAAAAAUGGGCUAGAACACGAACUAUUCUCGACAAUUUCAGUCCCAAAUGGAAUGAACAAUACACCUGGGAAGUCUACGAUCCAUGGGUUAAGAUAAUGGGCGAUCUCCAACUUGCAAUUAGAUUCACUAGCCUGUCCCUGGCUAACACGAUAUAUGUUUUUGGGCACCCCUUAUUGCCCAAGAUGCAUUAUUUACAUCCUUUCACAGCCAAUCAAGUAGACAACCUGAGAUACCAGGCUAUGAAUAUUGUUGCUGUGAGGCUCGGUCGACCAGAACCCCCAUUGAAAAAGAGGCCGCACGAUGCUGUUCGAAUGAGUUAUGAUAGGCUAAGAAGUGUAGCAGUGGUUCUUUAUGCCACUCCAUUUCGAGUUGUGGCUUUUGUAGCGGGAUUGUAUAUUCUACGGCAUCCCAGAUUAAAAAUAGAGCACUGGUGUACCAAAGCUACAGAUCAGAUUGCUGGAUCUUCCUGGGAUGAACUCCAAUACACGACAAGCUGUAGCUUUUUCUGGUGA